Charadrius vociferus (killdeer) is the source of this 1365-nucleotide messenger RNA. RefSeq names its product major facilitator superfamily domain containing 11 (gene MFSD11). The record is from RefSeq and is a predicted model, not a curated record. The transcript is spliced from 13 exons. Bases 16 to 1365 code for a protein of 449 amino acids. Lineage: Eukaryota; Metazoa; Chordata; Aves; Charadriiformes; Charadriidae.
GCAAGAAAACACAAAAUGUCUCCUGAAUCAAAAAAACUUUUCAACAUAAUUAUUUUGGGAGUCUCAUUUAUGUUUAUAUUCACUGCUUUUCAAACAUGUGGAAAUAUUGCGCAAACUGUUAUCACAAAUUUAAACAACACGGAUUUUCAUGGCAGUGGCUACACAAGCAUGUCCAUUAUUUAUGGAGUAUUCUCUGCAUCAAAUCUUAUAUCACCUUCAGUGGUUGCGAUAGUAGGACCUCAACUCUCCAUGGUUGUUAGUGGCAUAUUUUAUAGCUUAUACAUUGCAGUUUUUAUCCAACCUGCUACAUGGUCUUUCUACACUGCUUCUGUUUUUAUUGGGAUUGCAGCUGCUGUACUCUGGACGGCACAGGGAAAUUGCUUGACUGUAAAUUCUGAUGAAAACACCAUUGGAAGGAACAGUGGAGUAUUUUGGGCACUCUUACAGUCCAGCUUGUUUUUUGGAAACCUCUAUAUAUACUUCGCUUGGCAAGGGAAAACUCACAUAUCAGAGAGUGAUCGCAGAACUGUCUUCAUUGCUCUGACUGUUAUCAGUCUUGUGGGCACAGUUCUGUUCUUUCUGAUUAGGAAACAAGAGGACACAAAAGCUCCAGGGGAGGAAGAUUCUACUAAUGAAAUCCUGGGGGACAGCUCGUCUGCACAAAACAAAAUGACGAGAGCAGUGGCUGCCUUCAAGAAAUCUAUAAAGCUGAGCUUCACCAAAGAGAUUAUGCUUCUCAGUGUUACAACAGCCUACACAGGUUUGGAAUUAACGUUCUUUUCUGGAGUAUAUGGAACAUGUAUUGGUGCUGUGAAUAGGUUUGGCAGUGAAGAGAAGAGCCUUAUUGGACUCUCUGGUAUUUUUAUUGGUGUUGGAGAAAUUUUAGGUGGAGGAAUCUUUGGUUUAUUGAGCAAGAAUAAUCGCUUUGGCAGGAACCCUGUUGUGAUGCUAGGCAUCGUUGUCCAUUUCAUUGCCUUUUAUUUAAUUUUUUUCAAUAUGCCAAAUGAUGCCCCUAUCGCUCCUAUGGAAGGAACAGAUCAUGUUGCUUAUAUGAUUCCAAGCAAAGAGGUGGCCAUAUUCUGCAGCUUUCUGUUGGGCCUGGGGGACAGCUGCUUUAACACCCAGCUCCUCAGUAUUUUAGGAUUCUUGUAUUCAGAAGACAGCGCUCCUGCCUUUGCCAUCUUUAAGUUUGUUCAGUCCAUCUGUGCUGCAGUUGCAUAUUUCUACAGCAACUACGUCCUUUUGCAGUGGCAACUCCUGAUCAUGGUGGUUGUGGGCUUCUUUGGAACAAUUACCUUCUUUACAGUGGAGUGGGAAGCAGCAGCAACUCUUGCUGCCCGUGGCUCGGACUACAGCAGCAUUUGA